AUGUCACAACGCAUAAAAAAAAUUAUGGAGUUAACUAUCCAACCAAAUAAUAUUAUUAUUAAUGUUAAUGAUAAUCUAGAAACGGCAUAUAAUGUGGAAAUUGCUGACUUCCACAUUGAAGCAGACUUGAAUUUGACAGUUGGUUUAAACAAUGAUACUACUUUUCCAACAGCAGCUAAUAUUUCCAAAAAUUCUCUACCGCCCAUCGAAUCACAUUAUUGCCGAUCCACCACCAAAAAAUACUUGAUGGCUGAACGGAAGUCAAAACAAGCGCUGUAUAAAUGUUAUGUUGAAGAUUUGUGCAAGACUCGAGAUGUGACUCCACUUUCAAUUUCAUCUUUUAAUACCGCAUUAAACUUGCGAAAUAUUGCUCUGUUUCGUCCCAACAAGGACGAAUGUGAGAAGUGUGCGGAAGUUGGUCAAGUUUCGGAAAUUGAUUAUCAACUACAAUCAUUAAAAAAUAAUGAGGCCAGAUUAGAAAAAAAAAAUGAUACUAGGAAUGAAACGUACAUUUUUACCGAAACCGAAUGUCAGUAG
Molecule: messenger RNA, 537 nt
Organism: Psylliodes chrysocephalus
Lineage: Eukaryota; Metazoa; Arthropoda; Insecta; Coleoptera; Chrysomelidae
Source: the annotation of a GenBank genome assembly